This is a messenger RNA of Armigeres subalbatus, 2004 nucleotides long. RefSeq lists its product as uncharacterized. Bases 1 to 2004 code for a protein of 667 amino acids. The record is from RefSeq and is a predicted model, not a curated record. Gene Ontology annotation, molecular function: nucleic acid binding. The transcript has 2 exons. NCBI's taxonomy places the organism in Eukaryota, Metazoa, Arthropoda, Insecta, Diptera, Culicidae.
AUGUCCUACGUAGCUCAAAUUUUUGACCCACUAGGGCUAGUAGGACCCACUGUUGCAAAAGCGAAGCUGUUCAUGCAAUGUUUAUGGGCGUUAAAGACACCGAACAACGAACGGUACGAAUGGGAUCAACCUUUGCCUCCGAAACUGCAGCAACAAUGGAAAGAAUUCCACACAACUAUCGAUCUUCUUCGCGAAGUUCGAGUACCCCGAUUUACCUCUGUCAUAGACGCUGUAAGCAUUGAGCUCCACUUCUUUGCCGAUGCCUCUAAUAAAGCCUACGGAACAUGCUGCUAUGUCCGCGCCCAAUCCACCAGUGAGGUGGGUGUGAAGCUCCUGGCGUCGAAAUCGAAACUUUCGCCUCUCGCUGCUCGACAUACUAUAGCCAGGCUGGAACUGUGUGCAGCUCAUCUAUCGACGCAGCUGUACAAAAAGGUUGCCUCAUCUCUCAAGACCGUUCCACCGGCUUUUUUCUGGUCCGACUCUACCACAGUGAUCCAGUGGCUCCGUUCAUCCCCAGGACGUUGGAAAACGUUCGUAGCAAAUCGCGUAAGCCAAAUCCAAGCAACGACUACUAUUGAAAGGUGGAAUCACGUAGCGGGUUCUGAUAACCCCGCGGACGACAUUUCCAGGGGACUAGAUCCAGCCGAUCUUCUCAACAAAACGCGGUGGUGGAAUGGCCCAUCGUGGCUGAAGCUAUCUCCGGAUCAAUGGCCUGCCGGGAUAACUUCUGCAGCUGAAUCAUCGGAAGUCACCCACGAAACCCGUAAAAUUCCCAUCGUUGCCAUGACCUCCGUUCACCUAUCGUUCAACGAUGAACUGUUCUCCAGGUACUCAAGUUUUUCGGCACUCCGCCGUACUGUCGCAUGGUCGCUGCGCUAUCUCCAAGCCCUACGUGACCGUGCAAUCGCUCGUCGCUGUUUUCCUGAAAAAAUAAACAAACCAGCACUGUCUAAAUCUGCUACUACACCACUCAACUCUGAAGAACUCCAAUCCGCCGAUCGAAUGCUGUGUCGCUUGGCGCAGCGCGAAAGCUUUCCUGAAGAGCACAGCGAUCUGUCCGCUGGUAUGCUUGUUUCCAAAUGUAGUCCGUUGAAGUGGUUGAAGGCCUACAUAGAUGAGUUCGAGCUGAUCCGCGUCGGUGGACGCCUCCAUAAUGCCGAUUUAUCGGAACAAACAAAACACCCUAUUGUCCUUUGUGCCAAACAUCCGCUGGCACGUCUCCUUGCUGUUCAGUACCAUAAUACGCUACUCCACGCUGGGCCACAAUUAAUGUUGGCUAGUCUACGUCAAAAAUUCUGGAUACUGGGCGCAAGAAAUCUCGUCAGAGGCGUCUACCAUCAGUGCAUUACUUGCUUUCGCAGCAAAUCAAAUUUGAUCCAGCAAACCGUCGCCGAUCUUCCAGUUUCGCGCGUUACUCCAACGCGACCUUUCUCUGGAGCAUCUCAUGCUCCACACCAGGUGUACAGAAUGCUGAAGCAGGACAAUGAAGACCGAAACCAAAUUUUCUCGUGGUGCGCCAACAACGAAAUCCGCUGGAAGUUCAUCCCUGCAAGAGCGCCCCAUUUCGGAGGUCUCUGGGAAGCUGCGGUGAAAUCCGCAAAGACCCACCUCCUGAAGGAAAUCGGCAAAACCAGUUUGUCGUAUGAGGACCUGCUCACCCUUUUAGCACAGGUGGAAAUGUGCCUCAAUUCCCGUCCGGUGACACCCCUGUCGUCGGAACCAACCGAUCUGGAAGCCCUGACACCUGGACAUUUCCUAGUGGGCUCCAAUCUCCAAGCUGUUCCUGAAUUUAGUUCAAGCAACGUUCCUAAAAACCGACUCGAACAUUACGAACAAACUCAGCGCCAUCCGCAACGAAUAUGGUCACGAUGGUACCCGGAAUACCUGCAGCAGUUGCAGUCCAGGGCUAUGCAAGGCUGCCAAACUCCAAAUCGCGUGAAAACUGGACAAAUCGUCGUGAUCAAAGAUGACUGUCUUCCGCUCGCCCAGUGGCCAACCCAGUAA